AUGGCCGCCAGAUCGCUGGAGAGGGACAGCAAUGGCCAGCCGCGAUUCCCUGGUUGUGGCAGCAUCCGUGACUUCGAAUUCCUCGGCAAGCUUGGAGAAGGAACCUUUGGUGAGGUUUACAAAGCGCGAGCUAAGAAGGACAAUUCGCUCGUUGCGCUCAAGAAGAUCCUCAUGCAUCAUGAGAAGGAAGGCUUUCCCAUCACUGCAAUUCGAGAGAUCAAGCUGCUGAAAGCUCUAUCCCACAAGAAUAUCCUGCAACUCAAUGAAAUGGCUGUUGAACGGAGCAAAGGCGAGGGACGCAAAAAGCCUAGCAUGUACAUGGUUAUGCCGUACAUGGAGCACGAUCUCUCUGGACUUUUGGAGAACCCAGCUGUUCAGUUCACGGAGCCCCAGAUCAAAUGCUACCUGAUGCAGCUGCUUGAGGGUCUACGCUAUCUGCACGCGAACAACAUCCUGCACCGAGAUAUGAAAGCUGCCAACCUACUCAUUAGCAAUGGGGGUAUACUUCAAAUAGCCGAUUUUGGAUUGGCUCGGCCAUACGACGAGCCCCCUCCGCAACCUGGAAAGGGCGGCGGGGAGGCGAAGAGAGAAUACACCGCACUAGUCGUCACAAGAUGGUACCGACCCCCAGAACUGCUGCUUUCGCUGCGGCGGUACACAACCGCCAUCGACCUGUGGGGAGUUGGCUGUGUCUUCGGUGAAAUGUUCAAAGGAAAGCCGAUCCUUUCUGGAAGCAGCGAUCUCAACCAAGCCCAGCUGAUUUUCAGCAUGGUGGGAACUCCCAAUGAUGAGAACAUGCCCGGCUGGCGCGACCUACCGGGCUGCGAGGGCGUGAAAAACUUCGGCAACAAACGCGGAAACCUCGCUGAGUCCUUCAAGGAACUCAACCCCGUUGCCAUUUCGCUACUUGGCGAACUUCUCAAGCUCGACUGGAGAAAAAGAAUCAACGCCAUCGACGCUCUCAAACAUCCUUACUUUACUACACCCCCUCUACCCUUACACCCCGGCGAAAUCCCUACAUUCGCCGACUCACACGAACUCGACCGCAAAAAGUUCAGAGAACAACGUGCCCCAGGGCCUCCAGCACCACCCGUUGGCUCUGCCGAUCCCUCCUCCAAUGGAGGUUGGGCCAGCUCUGGCUCUCGACCAAAUUCACAGAACCCCCGGAUCCCGGGUGCAGCCCGAGGAAGGCCCAAUGGGCCCGGAGGAGGACCGGGCCAAUACCGACGCGGCCCAUUCCCACCCUCACAAAGAACGAACGGCCUUCCACCGCGCCCUCCCACUUCCUCCAAUCGACCAUAUGAAGGAGGUGGACGGGAGGACCAGCGGCGGGACCGGGACCGGGACCGAUUCAAUAACCAAGGGCAAGGAGAUCGUCCCGGGCAAGAUACCCAACCAGUAAUCUCGACUCCUAUGUACCAAGCUAUGGAAAUCCCGCGGAUCGUCCGCGAGAUGGUAGCGAAUAUGGCGGCAAUCGGCGUGAUUAUCGCCGAGAGCCGCCACGGCGGAGAAGUAGAAGUCCCAAUUUUCGGGACUCGAGUCGAUGAUAGGCCGAGAGGCCAAAUAUGA
Messenger RNA from Penicillium cosmopolitanum, 1569 nucleotides. RefSeq names its product CDC2/CDK family serine/threonine-protein kinase. The record is from RefSeq and is a predicted model, not a curated record. Lineage: Eukaryota; Fungi; Ascomycota; Eurotiomycetes; Eurotiales; Aspergillaceae. The transcript is spliced from 8 exons. Gene Ontology annotation, cellular component: nucleus. Gene Ontology annotation, molecular function: ATP binding; cyclin-dependent protein serine/threonine kinase activity. Bases 1 to 1569 code for a protein of 522 amino acids. Gene Ontology annotation, biological process: protein phosphorylation.